GCCAAAAUAAUUUAUAGAAUGGUCGACAAAUUAAGAAAUAGUGAAGCAAAUACACGCCGAAUUGAAAAUGUAGAGGCUUGUUUUGGCAGUUCUGGACGAAAGUUACUUGAGACUGGAAGAGUUUUGAUUGGUGAAGGAAUUUUGAUUAAAAUAUGCAGGAAGAAGCCAAAGGCUCGACAAUUUUUUCUUUUUAAUGAUUUGCUUAUUUAUGGAUCGAUAAUUAUUAACAGAAAACGUUAUAGCAAUCAACAUAUUAUUCCUCUUGAGGAAGUUAAACUCGAAAAUAUUGAAGAUGAGGGUGAUGCAAGGAAUGGCUGGUUAAUUAAGACUCGAAUAAAGUCAUUUCUUGUCUACGCAUCUACUCCUUCAGAAAAACGUGAAUGGAUGUUGCAUAUUGAACGUUGUAUUCAAGACCUCCUUAAAGAAGGCAGACUUCCCCCCUCUGACUAUGCGGCAUUAUGGGUGCCUGACAAAGAAGCUGUUAAGUGCAUGUGUUGUCAUACAAGUCAUUUCACUGUAAUACAGCGACGUCAUCAUUGCCGAGCGUGUGGAAAAGUUGUUUGUAGUAGUUGUUCAUCUAAAUCAUUUAUGUUGGAGGGAAUUAGCAAAAAACCUGUUCGAGUCUGUGACACGGUUUUUGAAUUUUUAAAAAUUUUAUUUUUUGUUUUCCUUCAGUGUUAUAAUAAACUCUGUCAAGGAAUGAGUCCUAAACCUGUUGCUCCUUUAGGACAAUUAGUUGGAGGAGGAGGGGAAAAUUCAUUACGAACUCGAGAUUCAUCACCAAUAAAUGCAAAUGACUCUUCUGAUUCUGAUGGGGAAGAGCCGUUGCAACAACAAAAUGACUGGGAAAGGGCACAUGAUGAGGUAUUAAAUUCUUAUUUCAAGUAAA
Messenger RNA from Meloidogyne enterolobii, 889 nucleotides. NCBI's taxonomy places the organism in Eukaryota, Metazoa, Nematoda, Chromadorea, Rhabditida, Meloidogynidae. The record is from the annotation of a GenBank genome assembly.